AUGGACGAGGAGUCGGAACCAAACCCUGCCGUAGCAGAGGAGGCAGGGGAGCGGGUGGAGCCCAUGGAUGCCACUCCUUCCCCUCAGCAGCAGCAGACCACACCCCCCUCCUCCGAGGCCGGGGACGCAGUUUCCAUGGUAACGGAAGAUGGAGUCACAAAGGAGGGUGGCGCAGAGGACAAUGAUGAUGAUGUGGUUCUGGUAGAGGAGGAGGAGGCUCCCCAGCCUCCUUCAGCCACAACCCUUCCCCAAGACACACCCAGCACAGACUGCCUCGAGCUGGCUGCCGCUGCUGCUGCCGCUGCUGCCGUGGCAACCGUAGACAUGUCCACAUCAGCAGUAGCAGUAGCAGCAGCAGCACCCUCCAGAAUCCCCAGUCCUCCCGCACUCUCUUGCGCAUCCACGGCAGCAGCAGCAGGACCUUCUCCUCCAACCGCAGUAGCAGAGCCCAUUAUCAUCGAUGACGAGGAGGACUGCGAGCAAAAAGACACUUCCUCCUCAUCGGCGCCCCCCGGAGGCUCCUCGGCGUCUCACUCGCCAGCCGCCCUCAGCAGCACAGAACCGGAUUCGGAAAUCAGGAUCGCCAGCGUCACCACGCUGGGCGAUAAAGGGAGCUCAGUGGUUUCCACUGUGAAUACCCUGGCUCAUCCGGUGGACAUCCAGGGGGACAUGAACCUGAUGAUCACCUCUGUGACAUCACUGCAGGGAGGGGUGGCAGCUGCAGAUGAAUGCCAGGCGGAGGAGAACGGCCUGCAGAUCAGCAGCGCCUUCAGCCUCAAUCCCGACACCGCGUCAUCCGGUCGACCCACGGCCUCCUUCAACCCCGGGCGGGGCUCGGGCUCCAUAGACCAGCUGGUACAGAAUGGAGACACGGGGUCGCACAACAGGACAGACUCAUGGAUCUCCCAGUCGGCUUCAGUCCCUCGCAACCAAAAACAAACCGGGGUGGACUCUCCGUCACCUGCCACCUCCCUGCCCAAACCUCCAGGCCAGUCUUCCUCCUCGUCUUCUCCAGGUUCACAGCCACAGCCCAGGACAGUCAAGGUGACCUGUGCUAACUGUAAAAAGCCUCUGAAGAAAGGCCAAACGGCCUACCAGCGGAAAGGCUCCACACACCUGUUCUGCUCCACCACCUGCCUCUCCGCCUUCUCACACAAACCCACCCCCAAGAAAAGCUGCACCAUGUGCAAAAAGGACAUAACAAACAUGAAGGGUACCAUCGUCGCCCAGGUUGACUCCAGCGAGUCCUUCCAGGAGUUCUGCAGCACCGGAUGCCUUGGAGCAUACGAGAACAAGCAAAACCCACCCAAAUCAGGCCUCAAAACCAAAUGUACUGUCUGCGGGAAGCUCACAGAGAUCCGGCACGAGGUUAGCUUUAAGACCGUCACCCACAAGAUCUGCAGCGACACGUGUUUCAACGUUUACCGCCGGGCAAACGGCUUGAUCAUGAACUGCUGCGAGCAAUGCGGUGACUACCUACCCAGCCGAGCAUCAGCCAACCAUUUCCUGCUGGUCGAUGGCCAACAGAAACGCUUCUGCUGCCAGAACUGCAUCAGGGAGUACAAGCAGGCCCACAGUAAGCUUGCGAGCUGCCUCACUUGCAAAACAUUGAUCAAGACCGGCGAGGUGCUCCACAGCCUGGGAGCGGGCGGCACCAUGGGCUCCUACUGCUCUGUCAACUGCAUGAACAAGGGCAAGCUGGCCACUACUUCCUUCUACAACACAGAACCCACGUGUCACUUCUGUAAGAGGAAUUCAUUACCGCAGUAUCAAGCCACCCUGCCAGAGGGAAACAUCCUCAACUUCUGCAGCUCACAGUGUGUCACCAAGUUCCAGAACGCUACUCUUCAAACGGCCACUAACGGACAGACGCCGCUCUCCACCACAAACAACACCGUCCAACUGAAGUGUAACUACUGUCGAGGAGCAUUCAACCUCAAACCAGAAACUCUGGAUUGGGAGGAUAAGGUGUACCAGUUCUGCAGUAAGGCGUGUUGCGAGGAUUACAAGAAGCUCCACUGCAUCGUGACGUUUUGCGAGUACUGUCAAGAAGAGAAGACGUUACACGAGACGGUCAAGUUCUCCGGGGUUAAGAAACCAUUCUGCAGCGAAGGCUGUAAGCUGUUAUUUAAGCAGGAUUUCAUCAAGCGGUUGGGUCUGAAGUGCGUCACCUGCAACCACUGCAGCCAGCUCUGUAAGAGAAGUGUGACCCGGCAGCUGGGCGGCAUGACGCGGGACUUCUGCAGCGAGACGUGUGCCAAGAAGUUUCACGACUGGUACUACAAGGCGGCGCGGUGUGACUGCUGUAAGGUGCAGGGUAACCUGACCGAGUCUGUGAUGUGGAGAGCAGAGAUGAAGCAGUUCUGUGACCAGCAGUGUCUGCUCAAGUUCUACUGCCAGCAGAACGAGCCCAUCAUGGUGACGCAGAAAGGCCCAGAGAACAGCAGCCUGGGGUUUGAAGUGCAAGGGGCCAAACUUGGGCUUGUGAACCAGGGUACAGUGGCGUACUCUGGCGGAGGUCUGAUGAGGGAUGUGAAGAACAAGGCGGUUCUCUGCAAGCCUCUCACCCUGACCAAGGCUACCUACUGCAAACCACACAUGCAGAGCAAACUAUUACAGACAGAUGUGGAUGACGGUGUGAAGAGGGAGUACAUACCUAUACCCAUACCUGUGCCCGUCUUUAUGCCCGUGCCAAUGAACAUGUACUCCCAAAUCACUCCUACGCCAGUCUCCCUGCCUGUACCGGUUCCUGUGCCUGUGUUCCUGCCCACCACCCUGCAGGGGGCGGAGCAGAUCGUCCAGACCAUCAAUGAGCUGAAAACCAAGGUGCCAUCUGACCCCCUGGAGGCCGACCUGCUGUCCAUGGCUGAGAUGAUCGCAGAGGACCAGAAGCCAGAUGUGAAAGCAGUGAAGGUGAAGAGGGAGCACAUAGGGGACGAGAACACCAGCAGCAGCAGCUCCGAGGAAGAGGAGGAGCAACAGAAGGAGGAGGAGGAGGAGGAGUAUGAGCCUGAUUUGGACCUGGAGUCAGACUUCCCUCAAGCCUCAGAGUCUGUUCCUGUCCUGGAGGGAAUGGACAUGGACAUGGGCUUUUCUCUACCUCCAGUCCUGGCCGAGGAGAAAGAGGAGACGCAGGAGUCGGCACCUCGACCCCAGCCCAGGAGACAAGGAAAUAAGAGGCUGGCUGUGGAGGAGAAAUCAGGUCUGGCUUCGUCGUCUUCUUCUCCCUCUCGUCCAGCAGACCGACACUCAGAAGGACGUUCGCUGCCUCUCAAAGCUCGCUACGGUGUCAAUGCCUGGAAACGCUGGGCGUUGUCUCCUCCCGACCAAUCGGAUGACACCAAAGUAAAGGACGGCACCAAACUAGCUCCUGCAGCUCGCUCAAAAAGUAACCUGCUGUCGCUGAGCUCAGAGGAACUGAACGUGGCUUUGUCCCAGUUUGUCAGGGAGGUCUGCAGGCCGAGUGGGGAGCGCUACUCUCCAGACAGCAUCCUCUACCUCUGUCUGGGGAUCCAGCAGCAUCUUCACUCCAAAGGCCGAAAAGAUGACCUGUUCAGCGAUCCAUGCUACCAGCAAUUCAGUGAAGAACUCAACAAAGUCCUGAAGGACUGGCAGCCCAGCGUGCUUCCUGAUGGCUCGCUGUGGGGUCGGGUGGAGGAGCAGAGUCUGUGGAGCAGCCGGCAGCUCGGGGAGCACAGUGCCGCCGCUCUGCUGCACUCGUUGGUCUACCUGAACACCAAGUACUUCGGCCUGCGCACCGUGGAGCAGCACCUCCGCCUCUCCUUCGCCAACGUCUACGGCCCCGACACUGUCCAUCCUGUCACCAAGGAGACCACGGUCUGCAUCCGCGUGCCUUCCAUCUCUCAGGAUCACCACGUGCAACCAGAGUGUAAGAAGAGGAAGCGUCAGUCGGAGGAAGGCGACCAGGACUACGAACCAGACGACGACUCGGGAGGCUCGACCGUACGCUGUCCUGUCAAGAAGCACGAAUGCCAUCUAUACGAGCUCUACAGGUCCAAAUGCCCGGCGUCGCUGCGGGAGCGUCUGGACACCUUUUACGUCCAACCGGAUCCAUCCUGCAGUCCAGACGGCCAGCUAUGGUUCAGCUCCACGCCGCUGGAGCGACACACUCUGGAGAGCCUCCUCACCAGAGUCCUCCUGGUUAGAGACAUUUACACAGACAAACACCAGGAGGAAGAGGAAGAGGAAGAAGAAGGGGGCGGGGGCGAACAAGUCGGGGGAGUGUAACAGUCGCUUUGAGGAGGAGGAUAGCAAGUAGUGUGUACACUCUCUCCCCUUGUCCUGUCUAGUCCUCACCCCCACCCCACCCCCCCUCCCUGCUGACUCACCGAGUCCUCCUGGUGAGGGGUCGUCCGCAUCAGGAAAACCUGAGAAAGUUAAGAGAGUGACGAAGGUGAUGUUGGAGAGCAGCCCCAACUUGUACUUGUGCUGGUAGAUUGAGAAACAGAGGAGGAGGAGGAGGAGGAAGAGGCGAUGAAGCUCAGUCAUAAACCAGAAGAGGACAGGCUCAGAUGUGAAGGAAUAAGUCAGAUUAAAGGAGGUGGAGCUGUGAUUUGCUUUUAUGGUCAAACAUAAAAAACACCAGGUAACACACCAAAUGUAUUGACCGUUAAAUCAUCAUCAUAUGAGAAGAUAGGGUGAGCUCUGGUAGUGAAGGUGUAGCGUUUUUUGUUUUUUUAGCGCACAAAGAGUAAAGUAGCGUGAAAAUAUUUAAACUUUUAAACCACCACACAGAAUUGUGCUUUAAAAAAAGAAGGUCGCAAGCGGAGGCAGAGCAGAGUCGCGGAUUUCCUUCCUCUUCCUCCACCACGCUCUCUGCUUCACAUCUUCCUCGCCACCGCUCACCGUUUUCAUGAGGGAGGGAGGGAGGAGUGUCUGGUGCUGAUGCUGCGUUCUACACAGCUGGAAGUUGAAAAGCAUUAGGUAGACACGGCAUUAAACGGUUAUGUUAACUGCUGUUCACUGUUUAGCCACCGAUCAUGUUCAUUUGGCAGAAUAGCAACUCUACAUGCUACUCUAUCUUAAAUUUCUAUUUUAAAAUAUGACGAUUGAACACUAAAUAUUGUACAGGAUAGAAAUAUAAUCGGUGGCAUGUCCAAACACAUGAACAGUGACAUAGUAUUGCACUUUAGUUUCUCAUUUUAGAUGGAACCAAAGGCAAGAGUUUGUCUUUAAGGAGUAAAUGAACACCUGGGUCAGUAAUAUGUUUCCAGCAUCACUGGUGGGUGACACCUUAGACCACUAGAGGUCAGUCAUUUUAUUAUCAGGGGAGUGGUUAGCUACUCUUGAACACAUGGAUGGUUUUGUAAUAGUUAGAUUUAAAGGCCCUGCACAUUCACACAGCUGGUUUCUUGAUGAAUUAGAUUUCUUUUCAUAAUAUAAAUUAAUUUAACUCAAUGCACAAAGAAUGAAAUGAUACAAGCGGUCCUUCUGCAGAAGUGGAGUCAAGUGGCGUAAAAUCCCUUAACAAGAAACCUAAUCCAGUUAAAAGUGUGGGUGUGUAGAGCCUUUUAAUUUAAUGAAUUUAAACUUAAUUGGCUUCAAGUGUAUUUUGAUGAUUGCCCUGAUGAAGAUGAGUUGAAGCAUGGACCUCCAGUGUGAGAAAUGUAGUUACACACACACACACACACUCAUAGGAUAAUUCCCUUAGCCUUUUUUUUUUUUUUUUUUUUACUGCAGGAAUAUGUAAUUUCCAACUUUUCUCACACGUGUUGAACGCAGCAUCAGAUCUCUUAUCUAGUCAGGGUGUCUUACUGCAUCACACAUUAACCAGGCUGCUUUUCAUUCCUUCUUCACCAUCAUCAUCACGUUGCCUCUCCUGCUACCGCUCUUCCUCUGUCAGUACUGCUCUCCGGCCUAAAAGCGCAGGAUUCAGGAGCGAUCCCAGGACAGUUACAAAAAAAAAAAAAAAAAAAAAAAAGUGACUGAGAGGACAAAAAGUCUGAAGCUCGUUCCGGUGCAGGGAGGAAAGGCAACCUACCCACAUGCUGCGUUUCUUUUCUAGGACAUUAGGGGAACCUUCCUUUUUUAUGUGAUGUAGCAUUAUAAUGCGUACUAAGCCCAGAUUGGGUCGCUUUUGAAAUGUAAAUAUCUCUUAAAACGAGGCGGUUAUGGGAGAGUCAGCAGAGAGGGGACACUGUAGUUUGGGUGGAGGAAGCAAACUCACUGAAACCUUCAGCUUGAAAAACCCGCCUCCUGAGAACCCCCCCCCCCCCCCCCCCCUCUUUUUUCUUCUUUUUUAAAAAAAAAUAAAAUAAAGGACUGAUUAUUUAUUUCUGCUCUUAUUAGUUUGACAGUAUCCACUUUACACAUCGUGAUGGGAUUUUUGAUUUCCAUGGGUGCCAUUUUUCUUUCUCCACUUUCACUCACUGAAAACCAGCUGCAGUCCCGUUCCCUCACCUCUCUCGUCCAUUUUAAAACGGUAGCCCGAACCCGUUAAAACAAGAAGGACACGGACACAGACAAUUCAAGGGUUCAGAAACAGAUUCCCCAUAAGACUAUUUUUGCAACUUUUCUUUUUGCCUCUGUCCCCAUGUUUGUAUUUUCCUGACAUCUCCUGUUAUUCUUGGUCUCCUUUUUUAAAACCUUAAAAUCUCGGUUUAGUUUGAAAAAUGGAGCACUUGUGAAUAAGCGCUCUUGUUCUUCUUCCAAGCUGUUUAAGAGUGCUAGCACUGCAAAGCUAAAAGCUUCUGUUGUAAUAAAGAAUUUGUUGGACAUCGUUUUUUCUUUUUCAUGAACCAAACUGAAGUUUUCUGUCUGAGUUACACUAUCAAUUCAUUUUAGUUUUUUUUUUCUAAUUUAUGUGCCCCCCCCUCCACCCUCCUUUUUUUAAAACUUUGAUAUAUGGAUAUUAUUUUGAAUUUGCAUUGUUUGUUUUCAAUAAAUUGGAGAAAGUGUCGUCAUGCUAAAAAUGAAUUCUAGGUUGGUUCUGAGGAUUUGGUUUUUUUUCUACCACUUUCUUAAUCAUUCAUUGACUUUCAUUUCAAAUAGUGAGAAGACUCUGGAGAGGUAAAAGCUGGCUACACUUCUACACCCUACGUCUCCACGCCUGGUGCUCAAAAUAUUAGGAACACCUCCCCCCCCACACACUGUUUUACACACAAUAUCUCUAAUUGGUAAUCAGGUGUCUUUUUCUGCAUGAUCCACAUCACUGCUCCUCCUGACUGUGAAGGUUUAACCAGUAAACUCAUUUAGGGAUGAUGAUUUGAAAGAGGUGUUCCUAUUAUUUUGUACACUGGACUGUGCAUUGUCUGGUGUACAACUUUGGUAUUAGAUUAUAAGAACAAAGAUAAGUGGAAGUAGAGGGAGAACGUCGGUCUGGGUUUCUGUAUCCCAGACUAAAAUCCAAACCUUUAAACUUGACUGUGGACGUUAAAGUGAAAACUGACCCUGGAUCAGAAGACCCUGGUUUGAAUCGACUGACUUUUUUUUUUUUUUUUUUUCUUGCUGGACUCUGAGGCAGCGACUGACAGUAGACGCUGUGGCUGGCAUCAAUGCCUAAUGUGAAUGUGCCUAACUGUAUAUACUGAAAGUGAGUGAUUGUGACUUGAGUCUGAUGCUAUGUGUGUGGGCUGAUCUGCUGAUACGGUCAUGUUAAAUAAAUGAUUUCAU
This is a messenger RNA of Scomber japonicus (chub mackerel), 7632 nucleotides long. It is a transcript of the gene zmym2, whose product is annotated as zinc finger, MYM-type 2. Lineage: Eukaryota; Metazoa; Chordata; Actinopteri; Scombriformes; Scombridae. Gene Ontology annotation, molecular function: zinc ion binding. The coding region runs from base 1 to 4248 and encodes 1415 amino acids. The transcript has 25 exons. The record is from RefSeq and is a predicted model, not a curated record.